This is a messenger RNA of Macrosteles quadrilineatus (aster leafhopper), 1068 nucleotides long. RefSeq lists its product as uncharacterized. The coding region runs from base 352 to 903 and encodes 183 amino acids. The transcript has 2 exons. The record is from RefSeq and is a predicted model, not a curated record. NCBI's taxonomy places the organism in Eukaryota, Metazoa, Arthropoda, Insecta, Hemiptera, Cicadellidae.
GUAAACAUAUCUGGAAAAGGGCCAAAACCAGUUGGCCUGCUAAAAAAUGGAAACAGGUGUACUGAAUUGAAACCAAUUAAAUUGAAGACUGGUGACGAAGAGAAGGUCACAUUAACAAAUACAUGUGCAUUUGAUAGUGUCUCCCAAAUUUUCGCUUGUUGUUAUAACGACAGUGACAAGUUAAAAUCGUUUUUGGUAACAUUUUGUAAAGACUCACUAACAAAGACCUUUUUUAAUUUCUGUCAGCAAUUAGCCACUCAAGGAGUUACACCUGCUACUUAUAAAACCAGGCUAGAAAUCUUAUUACACAUCUUUGAUAAUAAUCAGAAAAUUCCGGGGGGCAUUGUACUGAUGAGCACAGAAAGCACAGUGACACACAUUCUGAGCAAACUACUAUAUGAACUUCCCGUUGUUGUGGAUGAAGUAGAUUGCAACUACUGUAGUUCCAGGACAUCACAAAAAGGGUUUUGUUUACCUAUUUGCCUCACAGCUAACCUACAGGAGUUAAGUACUUACUUAAACCAAACACUUGAAGACCAACGCAGCCAAUGCAAGAAAUGCCAAGAGUCCAAAACAGUGAAGCGGAUCUUAUCAAAGACCUUUUUAAUUAUUGAGCUGGUGGAUUUCAUUAAUACAGACAGAGCAAGUGGCAUUUUAAGGGAAUAUGAAACGAAACCAUGUGAACUACCAGCUACCGUAGUAGUUCAAGAAGUUGAAUAUAUAUUAAGAGGAUUCUUGGGGUUCUGCGGAAGAACAACAUCUUUUACAAGUGUUGGACAUUACGUGGCAUACGCUAGAAGAUCUAACGACACAUGGGAACUCUACGAUGACACCAAAGACUCGAAGAGUUUUGUCUCUCCUAGUAAACAAGUGCCGUGUCAAGUUUUAGUUUACUCCAUUUAAAUUAUCACAGCUAAAGAAUCUUUGUUCGAUUGACAUCAAAUGUACAGAAAGGCGUUAUGCAUACUGACAAUAACUCAAAGUAAUAAUAGUAACAUUUUCAAUAUGUAAACUUAUGAAAGUGUAGUGUGAUUCUUUAAUGUGUGACUAUUAAAAGUUCAUUCAGAA